Messenger RNA from Durusdinium trenchii, 1567 nucleotides. The record is from the annotation of a GenBank genome assembly. NCBI's taxonomy places the organism in Eukaryota, Dinophyceae, Suessiales, Symbiodiniaceae.
GUAUAGAAGAUUUGUUUGUAAGCUGAACAGUUCUUGGAAGGAAUCAUCUCAGUAACGAGAAGCAAAAGGUAUUGAUUUGUUUGUGCCGUUCCUCUAGGACUCCUCUUUGGCCGGAACUUCUAACGAGCCCUUUCACCAGAACAGAAGUGUUCGACGAAACCCUUCGAUGAAGCUCCAGACUUUUGUUUGGAAACCUCUCAGAUGCCAGACUUCAUUCUCAUUGGCCCUACUCCCUCCACCAAUCAUGGUUACGUGGACGCCCUGGCCCCGAAAGGAAGAAUAUGUUUUGUCCACUUCCAUGUGGCGGCCACGUCGGGUCCAGAGGCCACGUCGGGUACAGAGGCCACGUCGGGUACGCCUGCAUUCCUUCUGAACUCGCCGCCUGCUUGCUCCGCACUUGGUGAACGCCUUCCUUUCCGAACGUCUUGUCUUGAGUUGCCGUUCUGGUGGGGUGUAAAGUUUUUCUUUAAGUUUGAUUGGUAUAUCAGUACGUCGACACUUUGAGUUGAGACCAUGCAGGUGACCUUGUUUUUUCAUUGUCCAAGCUUCCUUGGAGACCGGUCUUGGACUAACUGGGAGACUGUUGCCUACACGCGAAUAGUCUCAACAAUGCAAGAUGUGCCACUUUGUGAGAGACGAGAUUUCCAAACGCACACACUCAUGUCGCAGUUCUAUUGGGGAAAGGUUCUGCGAAACGUAUCUGUUGCGGAAAUACACACCUUCGUGUCGUAUGUCCACGGUUUUUUAAAUGCUCAAUGCCUUGUGAAAAAAGAUACGAAAUAACAUGCCCUAUUUCCAACACACUGUUGAACCCCGUUCCUGACUGUUUGAAAUAACAUUACAAUUGCACUGGACCUUUAAAAGUGCCGGUGCCAUCAUUGUUGUUGUUGUUGUUGGUGGUGGUGGUGGUGGUGGUUGCUGCUUUUGCAAGGGGUGGCUCAACCACUGCCCAGGUGUGGGAAGAAGGAUUCGAUGCAGCAACAGGGUUGCUGUGCCGAGGGCUUGGUUUGUGACAAGGAUUCAUGGACGUGUGAGAUAGCCCUUGGGGAGCCAUGCCAGCGGAAGGAGAUCAAGAGGUUCUUCAAGAAGAACAUCAAGCCGGAUAAGUGCGGGGACAACUAUCGCGGACGCUGGAUCACCUGCGGGCAUCCAGACCCUCAUGGUGUGUCCCAUUGCUGCGUGAAGAGCUGGGUGCUGCAGGAGAAGGGGACCUAUUACAGGAAGGCAAAAGGCACGGAAUUUUACGAAAGCGCUGUUUCUUUUAGUCCUGUGGGAUUCCACAGGGGAAAUGCUCACCUUCCACUUGAGCUCAAUUCCUCUCGGACAUGCUGCAGUGAUUUCGCCUACAUCUACCCAGAUGGAUACGUGGCUUGCGCCGAUGACACCUAUGAGAACAAGAAGAUCGCACAAAAAUACGAACUCAAGGUCUUGACGACCUAGCUGCAGCAUGGCUGAUGUGCUGAAAGCGGAAAAAAGCCGCUGAGCGGACAUGAAGGGGAGACCCGGUCUUGGAGACCUGAUCCAAUCAUUUCAGCACACAUUCGUUCGCUCCCUCCGUACGUGCCGA